This is a messenger RNA of Sinocyclocheilus rhinocerous, 1205 nucleotides long. Its product is annotated as complexin-4-like. The transcript has 3 exons. Gene Ontology annotation, cellular component: SNARE complex; terminal bouton. Gene Ontology annotation, molecular function: syntaxin binding. Lineage: Eukaryota; Metazoa; Chordata; Actinopteri; Cypriniformes; Cyprinidae. Gene Ontology annotation, biological process: regulation of neurotransmitter secretion; synaptic vesicle exocytosis; neurotransmitter transport. The record is from RefSeq and is a predicted model, not a curated record. Bases 383 to 862 code for a protein of 159 amino acids.
UGCAAAACACAGAAUUCAUAGUUUUCAAGUUUUCUCUCUGAUUGUUGUCCUCUAGUUAGAGCUUUUGAUUGAUAAAUGCAUUGAGUUCUUUCACUUUUAUUGUGUGGAAAAGAUAAAGUCAGCCAUCUGCCUUUCAGUGUAGACAGCCGCAUCUUAAUCCAGAUUAUGGCUGCAGCAUAAACGUUUUUUUCUUUUUUCUGGCCGCCAUUACUAGUCAACAGUGUGUCCUUGAUAACAGACAGGCAGGUCGGUUAGCCUAGCUCCAAUUAGACCACCAACAAUCCAUCUGAGGGACCUCUCUGCCGGAAACUAAGGAACUUCACCAAAAGAUUUCAGGAAAUCGCAAUUUGACGUCAAUCUAGAGACUCCAACAGGGUAAAAAAUGGCAUUUUUAAUUAAAAGUAUGGUGGGAAACCCACUGAAGGGAAUGGGAUUUGGAGGAGGAGAGGAAAAGGCUGAGGAGGAGACCCCCAAGGACCCCGCAGCGGCCGCCGGUAUGACUAGAGAAGAAUAUGAGGAGUACCAGAAGCAGGUAGUGGAGGAAAAAAUGGAAAGAGAUGCAGACUUCUUGCACAAGAAAGCAGAGAGGGCCACUCUGAGGGUUUGUCUACGAGAAAAAUACCGACUUCCUAAAAGUGAGCAGGACGAGAACAUGAUCCAGAUAGCAGGAGAUGACGUGGAUGUUCCCGAGGAGCUGCUGAAGAUGGUGGAUGAGGAUGCCACGGAGGAGGAGGAGAAGGACUCCAUCCUGGGGCAGAUGCAGAACUUACAGAACAUGGACAUGGAUCAGAUAAAAGAGAAAGCCAGUGCUACACUGACCGAGAUCAAGUCCAAGGCUGAGGAGAAGUGCUCUGUCAUGUAGUGGUUUUUAACACAUUCUCACAUUUCUACAAACCAGGUCAGGUUUUUGAUGCAGUUUUGAUACAAAAACCAGGUCAGGUUUUUGAAAUACAGUUUUGAAAAACUUUUUGUUUUUGACAUGUCUUCAAAUGAAAUUUCAUGUGAAACCAUGUCAAAAGAAGUCACCCACGUUUUUAGUUCCCAAAAGCUGCAAGAUCUGGCUCUAGAUCAGCUUUUCAGCUUCUCUUGCUUGGCUCCCAGUUAUGCUGCUGGACUUUUUCUUUUGUUUGUGUUGUUUGAAUAACUGAUGUUGUAGUCUAUUCCCUCCUUUUCCUUUUUUUUUUAAAUUACCUGUAAUAUUAUAA